AAAGUUCCCGCUCGCUUGCGUCAUUAAAAGGGAGGAAACGAGGCUCAGCGACAAAACGGAGCGCCACACGCUGCGUCACCAUUUUCAUUCCUCACGCAGGAUUUUUGACAAACAGAAAGGGAGAAAGGGAGAGGAGUAACGAUGGGAAAGGAUCUCGGCGACGAUCAAGUGGCCUCCAUGAAGGAAGCAUUCACGCUGUUUGACACCGAUGGAGAUGGUCGGAUCGCAGCGUCGGAAUUAGGGAUUCUGAUGCGAUCUCUAGGAGGAAACCCUACACAAGCGCAGCUCAAAGAGAUCAUCGCUCAGGAGAAGCUUACCUCCCCUUUCGACUUCCCUCGGUUCCUGGAACUCAUGAGCAAACACAUGAAGCCCGAGCCCUUCGAUCGCCAACUCCGUGAUGCAUUCAAGGUCCUUGACAAGGACUCCACCGGUUACGUGGCCGUUUCCGAACUCCGCCAUAUCCUCACCAGCAUCGGGGAGAAGCUCGACCCCUCUGAAUUCGAUGAGUGGAUCCGCGAGGUCGAUGUUGGAUCCGACGGUCGGAUUCGUUAUGAAGAUUUCAUUGUCCGGAUGGUCGCCAAGUGAGAUUUUAUUAUAUGAUCAAAUGCUCACCAGUUCACCCUGUUUAAUUGCUCCUUGUAGUCGGUAUGCUCAUUUCUUUUUGUUGUUUGGGCUUUUAAAAUUUGUUUUCUUUUUGAUGAUGGGUGCUUUCCCCCCUUUUCUGUUUGUAAUCUCAAUUGGACUAAUGCCUAAUGCUGAUUAAUUGGGAGAUCUUGGACAUCUUGUUGUUGUUCUUGAUGCAUUCCUAGAGUUUACCUGUGUGCAUAAUAUGUGGGCAUGUAUGUGCAUCAUUGUUGAA
Messenger RNA from Nelumbo nucifera (sacred lotus), 859 nucleotides. Its product is annotated as putative calcium-binding protein CML13. NCBI's taxonomy places the organism in Eukaryota, Viridiplantae, Streptophyta, Magnoliopsida, Proteales, Nelumbonaceae. Gene Ontology annotation, molecular function: calcium ion binding. The record is from RefSeq and is a predicted model, not a curated record. Gene Ontology annotation, cellular component: myosin II complex.